GCCAUACUCACCAACCCAACCUUCCAAGGAAUAAGUUCUGUAAGAGUUUAAUUAGUGAGAUUUAGAAAAGACUUUGGUCUAUCUCUUUGGUUCUUGAGUUUUGCAUUGUAAUAUCAAGAAACUACUAUCAAUGGCUGUUUCAUCUUUUCAAUCAAUCAUGUCAUGUUCUAUGACUAACAUGUCUAGCAGAUCUAGGGUUAACCAGUUUAGCAACAUCCCUUCUGUCUACAUUCCAAGCCUCAGAAGGAAUGUCAGCCUCAAAGUUAGAUCUAUGGCUGAGGGAGAGCAGAAAGAGCAACCAAAGGUGCCUGUUGACCCAAUUGCACCUUCAUCUACACCAACACCAUCACCACAGCCUGCCUACACUCGUCCACCAAAGAUGAGCACAAAGUUUUCGGAUUUGAUGGCUUUCGGUGGGCCAGCACCUGAAAGGAUCAAUGGAAGGUUGGCUAUGAUUGGUUUUGUAGCAGCAAUGGGAGUGGAGAUAGCAAGAGGGCAGGGUUUGUUUGAACAAAUAUCUGGUGGUGGAGUUCCAUGGUUCUUGGGGACAAGUGUGUUGUUGACACUUGCUUCGUUGAUUCCAUUUUCGCAAGGUGUUAGUGUUGAGUCUAAAUCUAAAAGUAUAAUGUCCUCAGAUGCAGAGUUGUGGAAUGGAAGAAUUGCUAUGUUGGGUUUGAUUGCUCUGGCCUUCACAGAGUAUGUUAAGGGCACAUCCCUUGUGUAAUACUAGAAUUCUUUUGAAGACACAUAUAAGGUCUAUAGGACUUGUGGGUAGAAGCCAAUCUAGGAAUUGUUUAUGUAUAUUCUCAUGUAGUUACUCCUUUGAGGUACUUCUUUUCCCAUGUUCCAGAGUAUAGUUAAACUUUCUUCAUACGUACAUUGAAUGAACUUCUCUUAUUCUUUACAAAAGAGUAUAA
Molecule: messenger RNA, 917 nt
Organism: Vicia villosa (hairy vetch)
Lineage: Eukaryota; Viridiplantae; Streptophyta; Magnoliopsida; Fabales; Fabaceae
Product: early light-induced protein, chloroplastic-like
Exons: 3
Coding region: 131-724 (197 amino acids)
Source: RefSeq, a predicted model, not a curated record